This is a messenger RNA of Marasmius oreades (fairy-ring Marasmius), 1119 nucleotides long. RefSeq lists its product as uncharacterized. Gene Ontology annotation, biological process: zinc ion transmembrane transport. Gene Ontology annotation, cellular component: plasma membrane. The transcript has 7 exons. The record is from RefSeq and is a predicted model, not a curated record. Gene Ontology annotation, molecular function: zinc ion transmembrane transporter activity. The coding region runs from base 1 to 1119 and encodes 372 amino acids. Lineage: Eukaryota; Fungi; Basidiomycota; Agaricomycetes; Agaricales; Marasmiaceae.
AUGCUCCUUCCCUUCCCCUUCCCUGCUCCUCCUCCCAUGUCCGACUCAGAAUUACAAUGUGGCUCACCAAAUGCUGUAGAUGAACAUCUGCCUUUGAGGAUCGCUUCCAUCUUUGUCAUUGGAAUCGGCUCUACCCUCGGUGCUUUAUUUCCUGUCCUAGCGAGUUGUUCGAGAUUUAUGAGCGUUCCGAUAGCACUAUUUGAGUUCGCCAAAUAUUUUGGUUCUGGUGUGAUUAUUGCCACUGCGUUUAUUCAUCUGCUAGCACCAGCACUAGAAGCGUUUGAGUCUGGAUGUGUAGGAGAAAGAUGGUCAGAUUAUCCCUACGCCCUGGCUCUGUGUAUGCUCAGUAUAUUCCUCCUCUUCCUCGUCGAAGUUAUUGCUUUCCGAUGGGGAACCGCCAAGUUAGCCAAGCUCGGUGCAACAUACGACAAACAUGGUCACGAAGCAGGCGGCACCCAGGCUGCACAUAGACCGGAAGACGACACCAACAGGGCAAAGGGGCCCUUCGUCAAUGCGGAGAAGAAGCACCAUCAUCACCAUCACCAUCACCAUGCCUACGACGUUCAAGCCAAAACGACAACUGCAUCCACGUCCGCCCCGAAACCCCACGCCCACGGAGUUCUCAAUAACCCACUAGCUCAGAUAAUCGGAAUUGCGAUCCUCGAGUUUGGCGUGGUCCUGCAUAGUGUGUUGAUUGGUCUGACAUUGGCAGUGGACGAACAGUUUAAGGUCCUGUUUAUCGUUUUGGCCUUCCAUCAAACGUUCGAAGGUUUAGGAUUGGGCUCAAGACUUGCAUAUCUCGAACUGCCUGCAUCGUACCGACACGUUCCUAUAGUCGCUGUGAUAGUGUACGGCCUCACAACCCCGAUCGGUAUCGCAAUUGGAUUAGGCGUGCGGAAUACGUACAACCCUGGAAGUGCGACCGCGAGUAUCGUCUCUGGGACCCUGGAUUCGCUGAGUGCAGGGACCUUGAUUUACACCGGGCUUGUCGAGCUCCUCGCGCAUGAAUUCUUGUUUAACAAGGAGAUGAUGAACACGUCGAAUAAAAAACUGGCGUGUGCCCUUGGAUCUAUGAUUCUUGGGUGGGGGGUGAUGUCGUUGCUGGGUAAAUGGACUUAA